AGGGAGGGACGCCGCCGAGUUCCGCCCUAGCAGCCAUGGCCGCGUAGCGUCUCCUCGGCAGCCGCGCUCGGACAUGGGCCUGCCCCGGGCCGGCGGGCGGAGGCAGCGAGUCCCCGCGGCGCUCCUUAGUAUCCCCCUGAAAGUUACAAUUGGAUGAAUGACACAUCAUAUACAAAAGACAAGGUUUUAAGAUGAGUUAGAAAAAUACUGGUAGAGACUUCUAAGAAGCUGUAACAUCCUAGAAGGGACAUAAGUAACAAUAUUAACAUGCCUGCUGUGGCAUCUGUACCUAAGGAGCUCUACCUCUCUACUUCAUUGAAAGAUCUCAACAAGAAGACAGAAGUAAAACCUGAAAAGACCAGUACAAAAAGUUAUGUGCAGAGUGCCCUUAAGAUUUUCAAGGCAGCAGAGGAAAGCAGACUGGAUGGAGAUGAAGAAAAAGCUUACAUCCUAUACAUGAAAUAUGUGGCUGUUUAUAACCUUAUUAGAAAGAGACCUGAUUUUAAGCAGCAGCAGGAUUAUUUUCAUUCAAUUCUGGGACCUACAAAUUUAAAAAAAGCUCUUGAUGAAGCUGAAAUACUGUCAGACAGCCUUAAACUCAGAUACGAGGAAGCUGAAGUUCGGAAAAAACUUGAAGAGAGGGACAGACAAGAGCUGCAGAAAAAGCAAGAACCAAAAGAUGAUGGAAAGAGCUCAGCCAAAAACUCCUCAGAAAGUGCUGUGGAUUCCAAAGGAAAAAGCCAAAGGAUUAAUGGUGAGACAAAGCAUUCACUGGAAAGAAAAGAUCAGUCUGAUAGCCUGAGUGGAGCAGUCACACCUGAGAGACUGUUUGCAAUGAUGUCAGACAAAAAUAUUGAAUUGCUUAUAAUGGAUGCUCGAAAAUCAAAGGAUUAUCAGGAAUCCUGUAUUCCAAAAUCCAUCAGUGUCCCAGAAGAAGCUAUCCAUCCUGGAGAUACUGCUUACCUGAUUGAAGCUAGACUCCCAGAGGAGUCUAGGGAUGCAUGGAAGAGGAGAGGACAGUUCCAUUAUGUUAUACUGCUAGACUGGUUUAGUUCUGCUGAAGACUUAAAGCUGGGAACAACUCUACAGAGCCUGAAAGAUGCACUUUUUAAGUGGGAAAGCAAAACCAUCCUGCAGAAUGAACCUUUAAUUCUAGAGGGAGGUUAUGAAAACUGGCUCCUUUGUUUUCCCCAGUACACAACAAAUGCUAGAGUAACUCCACCCCAGCAUGGCAGGACUGAAGCAGUGACUGUUUCUUUGGAUUUUACAUAUCCAUCUCUGGAAGAGCCAGCUCCUGUGCUACCUGUUGUUGCUGAAAAUGAAGAAAUGGGAGAUAAUUUGGAAGAGAGACUAAAAUCACUUAACAGACCAAACAUACAAGAUGCUGCUGUUCCAAAAUCUGACAGUUCCUUUGUAGUUAAUCCCAUGUCAGUUACAAGAAGUAUCCCUGAGGUGGAUCGUUCUAAAAAGCCUUCACUAAAAAUCCUCGGUGAUAACAGAGCAAAACCUGCAAGUACAAUCAGUGACAGCCAGUCUGGUGAGAGUGGAAGAAUAGUUCCAGACCGCUCCACAAAGCCUGUGCAUGAUGGAAGGAGCACUCUGACAGAAGAAGAAAAAAGUCGGGUCCAUGCAGAAACUGCUGCUCUGUUAGAGAAAAACAGACGGGAAAAGGAACUGCGGGAGAGGCAGCAGCAGGAACAGAGAGAGAGGCUCAGGAGAGAAAAAGAAGAACAAGAACGAAAAGAAAAAGAACAAGAACAAAAGGCAAAAGAGGAACAGAAGGAGAAGGAACACAAAGAAAAGCUACAGCAAUCUAAAGAGGACAGAGAGCAGAAGGAGAGGGAUGAACAAAUAAAAAGAGAGCAGGAGGAAAAGGAACAAGAAAGAGCACACAGAGAAGCAGUAGAAGCAAAAAAGCAAAAUAAAAAUGAACCAGAAAACAUUGGUGCAAAAAGGAUUGAGAUUGACAAAAUAUCCAUGGAAGAAAGAGAAAAGGGAACUCGAACACCAGAAACACAGAAACGGGCACUGGGUGAUGCAUCUCAGACCUUUGUGACUGUUCCAGGCAAGCAAAUGGGGGUUAAAGGACAACCAGACAGUGAAGCUCAAAAGCCAGGACCCCUUAGAGAGGAUUCUGAACAAGAUACUGAAAGACUUAAAUCCCAGCGGGAGCCAUUAAUGAGAGCACGAAGUGAGGAAAUGGGAAGGAUAGUCCCAGGGCUGCCUGCAGGUUGGGUAAAGUUCCUGGAUGACAUCACUGGAACCUAUCGUUACUAUCACUCACCAACCAACACUGUUCAGAUGUACCCACCAGAAAUGGCUCCUGCAGCCACUCCUCCAUCCACCCCUCCCACGCGCAAAGCCAAGGCCAAGGCGGCAGCUGAGCGCGAGAGGGAACACUCCAAGCUCAAGCGCUCCUACUCGUCCCCAGAUAUCACCCAGGCCAUCCAGGAGGAAGACAAGAAAAGAAUUCCUGUCACUCCUGCAGUCAAUCGUGACAAUAAACCUGCAUGUUACACUAAAGCAGAAAUUUCCAGGCUCUCUGCAUCGCAGAUUCGCAAUCUCAAUCCCGUGUUUGGGGGAUCGGGACCAGCUCUGACAGGACUUCGUAAUCUAGGGAACACUUGCUACAUGAAUUCCAUAUUGCAGUGUCUGUGCAAUGCUCCUCACCUGGCUGAGUAUUUCAACAGAAACUUGUAUCAAGCUGAUAUUAACAGGUCAAAUUUCCUGGGGCAUAAAGGUGAAGUGGCUGAAGAGUUUGGUGUAAUAAUGAAAGCUUUAUGGGCAGGACAGUAUAAAUAUAUCAGUCCAAAAGACUUCAAAAUUACAAUUGGGAAAAUUAAUGACCAAUUUGCGGGAUAUAGCCAACAGGACUCCCAAGAAUUGCUUCUCUUUCUAAUGGAUGGCUUGCAUGAGGACCUAAAUAAAGCUGACAACAGGAAAAGAUACAAGGAAGAAAAUAACGAUCACCUGGAUGACUCAAGUGCAGCAGAAAUAGCCUGGCACAAACACAAGCAGCUCAACGAGUCCAUCAUUGUGGCACUGUUCCAAGGGCAGUUCAAAUCCACCGUGCAGUGUCUGACGUGUCACAAGAGGUCCCGAACCUUCGAGGCUUUCAUGUAUCUGUCAUUGCCACUUGCAUCCUCCAGCAAAUGCACUCUGCAGGAAUGCCUUAGAUUGUUCUCCAAAGAAGAAAAGCUCACUGAUAACAAUAGAUUUUACUGUAGCCAUUGCAAAACUCGAAGGGAUUCUUUGAAAAAAAUAGAAAUUUGGAAAUUACCACCUGUUCUUCUUGUGCACUUGAAACGAUUUUCCUAUGAUGGAAGAUGGAAACAAAAGCUUCAAACUUCAGUAGAUUUUCCACUGGAAACUCUUGACCUCUCUCAGUAUGUUAUUGGUCCAAAGACUUCCUUGAAGAGAUACAAUCUGUUCUCAGUAUCGAAUCAUUACGGUGGGCUGGACGGGGGGCACUACACAGCCUACUGCAAAAACGCUUCAAAGCAGCGCUGGUUUAAGUUUGAUGACCACGAAGUGUCCGAGAUCUCGGCGUCCUCGGUGAAGUCCUCAGCUGCUUACAUUCUCUUUUAUACAUCCUAUGAACAGCGAGCAGUAGACAUGGCCACGUAAAGGGAUGUGGCUUAAGGAAACUGGUUUUCUUUCUUCAAGAGCAAAGUAGGCCUGGGAAUGCACACGAAAAUGCAGAAGUGCAGCAGACACAGUCACUGGAGUGGGAGGAGCAGGGUGUCUGCCAGCAGGGCUCGCUGGGGCCGUGGCAGUGCUUCACAAUCAGACUGAUGGGCAAUGCUUGUGGUCAUACUGCCAUCUGUGGAACCAUUUACAAGCAUACUUGCAUUACUGUUUAUUUAAAAAAGAACUAUAUUUUUAGUCUGCUCCAAAAUUAAAUUCUAGCUUAGUCAUCUGAAAUCUAUUAACAAGUAGUUUAAAAUGUCUUAAAAUCCCAAGGCAUAUCUUGGUUUAUUUUUUUCUUUCACUGUUAAUGGCCUUUUCACAUUUCUAACCUUAAGCUUGACUCUACUGUGAAUACUCUAGAACGAUGUAAACAGUUAGGAAUGUAAGUGUACAUAUUGAUUGCAUACUUGCACAUCAGAAUUAUGUAUAUAAUAAAAUGUUGUCCUUUUUGUGAGAAUCUCUAAAACUCAGAGGAUUGCAUUUAUUUGCCAGCUCUAAGUAAUUGCAACACUACUUAAUAAAAAAGCAGAGCUGUAUUAUUUUUUCUGUUAGCUUUUGUCAAUAUUUGUGCACUUCAGAGUUAUUCUAAACAAGAUUUUCCUUUUUAAUUUUUUAAUAUAAAUUUUCAUGUACACAUGCAUUAAAAACCUUAAUGAAGAAAUUAUUUAAAAAUAUAUCCUGUUAAAUGUAUGUUUGGGUUUGGUUUUUCAUUCUCAGCUGUUAUGUAAUGAUCAAGAUUGUACAUAAUAACAAUCUGACUCACACUCACACAGUUUAAAGGUUCUCCAGAUAAAAAUACUGUUUUGCAUAGAGCUGAUUAGUUUAAAAACUUCUUUUAGUUGCAUCUUACAUAUUUCUCUGCUAUGGAUUAGGGUUAGUUUUCCUUUUCUGAUAAGGUUGGCAUUCAAAAGUCUUACAUUCUGAGCUUUUACCUGUCUGUCUGUGUCUGUCUUGCUGGUGGAAUUAAGGCCAAUAUUGAUUGUUUUCCAGAAGCUUGCAACUUGCAAACAAGUUUGAAGUGCUGGAGAAACAAAAAUUACAUCAGUAGAGCAAUGCCUUUUUCUUUCUUCUGUAUUAAUGGUCACUCCAUCCUCUCUUCUGUAGCACAGUCUGGUCUGGUUGUGUGCUUUCACUUUGGUAUCCUUCUGUUAGUUCCUGAAAGGCAGCUUAGAACAACCUACUAUACUUAACCAGCAGAAAAAGAAGAAUUUCCAGGUAAGUGCAUCUGUGUGCUCAACAUCCAUGUUGUUUUGAGGGGUGCAAGAAGGGUGUCAUGGAAAACAGCCCUGGCCCUUGUGCACAUGGAGCAGAUGCACAUUCCGUCAUGGCUUAGGGCUGUAACUGUCCUUUCUAGGAGUCACUUCCUGAAAGACCACAACAGCUGAUCAGUGGUGCACAUGCUCUAGUUUAUUGAUGAAACAGGAGUUGGCUAAUGCUGCUGGUGAAUUCUAGGUGCUGCCCUACCUAGUGUUCCUUUUCAAGACUAACAGGGUGUCAGUAGCCUUGGGAGAUGUAGAAGAGGAGGUAAGCUGUGUCAGCCUGCACUGCAGAGUCUGGGAUCUUGGUGACCUGGGCAUCAUCAAAGCUGUACCAGUGCUGGGUGAUUGAGUGCUUGCAGAAGGCCGUGUAGUGGCCAUAAUCCAGAUCUCCAGCAUGGUUCUGUAACAAACAACACAGUCUGUUAAAACCAGACUCCUGUUCUGUCUCCUUACAGGCAAAGCUAGGAACUGGCAAUGGUUUCGUGUAUGCACUUGGAAAAGAUGGCACUGAGGGUUCUAGCCCCUUUUGGCUUAGGGCAGGGAAUGUUAAUUCAAAUAAAUUCUUUCAACCAGA
Messenger RNA from Zonotrichia albicollis (white-throated sparrow), 5523 nucleotides. It is a transcript of the gene USP8, whose product is annotated as ubiquitin specific peptidase 8. The record is from RefSeq and is a predicted model, not a curated record. Gene Ontology annotation, biological process: protein deubiquitination. NCBI's taxonomy places the organism in Eukaryota, Metazoa, Chordata, Aves, Passeriformes, Passerellidae. Gene Ontology annotation, molecular function: cysteine-type deubiquitinase activity.